GACGCGCAAUGGCAGCAGCCGCCUCUCUCCUCCACGAGCCCGAGAGAAGACGCGGACGACCUGCCGAGGUUGAGCGGAGUGGACACGAACGUGGGCAACGCGGACGUCUUUGCCCCCCGAUCUUCCCCUCUGCAGCCGCCUCUCUCCUCCACGAGCCCGAGAGAAGACGCGGACGACCUGCCGAGGUUGAGCGGAGUGGACACGAACGUGGGCAACGCGGACGUCUUUGCCCCCCGAUCUUCCCCUCUGCAGCCGCCUCCCUCCGCCACGAGCCCGAGAGAAGACGCGGACGACCUGCCGAGGUUGAGCGGAGUGGACACGAACGUGGGCAGCGCGGGCGUCUUCGCCUCCCCAUCCUCCCCUCAUGAACGACAGCGUGAUCCUGCAGAUCUUAUCCCACCAUUAUUACAUGCUGUUUCUCAAGCGCGACCCGUUGUGCAACCAAAGGUGCUGUGGAGUGGGCGGUUACUAUCCGAUCCAAGACUGCAACGCGGGCUGCUAGCAAGUAUUCAGGCAGCUGCUCAAGGCGUCCCGUCUUCGGCAGAUCCAAACCAUCCCGGAUUUUCGCCACCGUUCAUCGAUCGCUCACAAAGUCCGGAUGCAUAUAUUGGCCAAACUGGCUCCCUGGAUGAUGAACAUAUUCCUUUGAAUCACGAGUCAGAUGUCGCCCAAUGGGAGGGAGGAGCGGACCCUCAUUUCUUCGACUCGACUGGAGAGCAUUCCGGCGCAGAGAAUGCGAACGCGCCACGAGAUACUUCUGGUGAAGACAGCGAUGAAUACGUGGACGAGGAGGGUGACGACGACGCCGACGACGACGACGACGAGCUUGAGAGAGACGCGGUUGACGAAGAAGACUGUGCACCUUCCAAUGCACGUCGUCGAGUACCCACCCAGAAGCAGGCACCAUCACAAAAUAAUGAGGGAUCGAAGGCAUCAUCGGUUACCAGGACGCACAAGGGCGAAUCGCUUCAGACUUCAGAGGGUAGUCCGAAUCAGGCCGGAGCAGAACGCAGAGCGGACGCCGGAGCGGCGGAAAGAAUCUCACGAUCUGAAAAGGCCGAUGCUGCACCCGACCCAAAGGGGAAGGGGAUAUCACGAGACCCUUCCGACAACGAGCAACAGUCCGCGUCUGAAAAUAGGGGUCUCCUAUCGCAACGCAAGGCGAAGGCGAAGGCGAAGACGAAGGCGAAGACGAAAACGAAGGCGAAGGCGAAGGCGAAGGUGAAGGCGAAGGCGCAUGUUCCAAAGGAUGAUGGCGGGGAGCGUGGUACUGAUGAAGAUGAUGGCUCGAGCUCAUCUGAGGAGACUACAAAAUCGAAACCCGGCCCUUUACCAAAGAAAUACCUCGCCAUGAUAGAAGACUUCAUCGAGCAGAUUGACGAAUUCGUGGAAAAGAUGGCGAUUUUGACCGAACGGCCCGCGGAGAAAAUCCUGAAGAUGUUGUUUGGCCCGGAAGUCGUAAAGCAGCGUGCCAAGAGCCCGUGGGCGGCUUUUUCUUCGUGGUACGCAAAGCACAAACCGCACGACAAAGAAAACGAGUCACCGGAAUCCUUCAUGGCUCGGUUGCAAGCUGAAUAUCACCAGAGAAUCGGCCAGUUUUCUGGCCAAGAAAAGGUAGAUGCUGCGCAACCUUACCUGGAUUGGAGACAGGAGCGGGAGGAGGCGUAUCUAGCGAAACUCGGCAAGGAAGGGAAGCUCAAGCGCGAGUUCAAACGUGCCGUGAAACUGGCGGUACAAUUGGCCAAAAACCUCUGGAGGCAUGAAGGUCUCCAUUGUUUCGGCUUCCUCAUCGACACUAAAGGCCCCUGCGGAUUCACGGCCUUCGGAGGUUCUCCGCCGUGGGCGGAACUCAGGACGAGGUACGGAGGUGACAUGUGGAACACUAUGGCGAACUAUCAGGCCGCGAUUCGAGUUCUCGAGAUGGCAAUGCUGGGCAUCGGGGCUCCAGAGUUACCGCCUCCUUCGCUUCAAAGCGAUGUGAUACCGGCAGCAAAACCUCGUGAAGGUGAACGCGAAUACUUGCAUCGCGUCUUUAAGGUGUUGUUCAAGCGGAAAUGCCUGCGUAUUCCCAUCACGGUCAAUAUGGACCACUUCCCGUGGCAUAAAUUGCUCGACUUCAUGUUAAAGCACGAAGUGCGGCUCAUCAAUGCGGACCCCGACUUCUUCUUGAUCUACACGAACCCCAGCUAUGCAUUCAAGUUCCGAGGGAAUGAGGAGAAGGCCGCGUCCUGGGAUCAUAAGGCCGACAUCCCGCUCGUCACACGGUGGGCCCAUAGUGAGGACAAGGAGGACGAUAUCGUCAUGAUUGGUGACCUCGAGCAAGUCGUGAUGUACACGGUGGAGCAAACUAGUGCCUGGCACCAAAGAAGAUACGGAGUCCAAGGCCGGGCAACGAGAAAUUCCCGUGGCCGUGGUCGAGGGAAGGGCAGCCGAGCAGCAAAUGUAGCCCCGCGGCCGAAGGCCGCUCGUUUGUUGCCGAACGAAGCCCGCGAUCCGUCCUCCAACGAAGAAGAAUUGUACUUCCCGAAUGAUGAUGGGACGCACGAGCCAGAUCAGCAGUACCUUGUGUACAGAGAUGAGGACAGGGACACUGGCGAAGGAGCAGGGGUCGAAAAGUCACUGGGAGACAAGCGCUGGGGUGAGCAGGAGGACGGGGGAGAGCAAGGACGGGAUGCGAUGAGACGAAUUGGUCAAGACAAACGUGGCGUCGUCAAGGCCGUCGAGGUGGAUUCCGAUGUCGAGACUGCUGUGAUGCAUCAUCAGUCGACGUUGCAGAAGCGCGCAUACGUUAUGAACGAAAAUGAAGAGAAUGGUCGACAACCGGUGACCGAAGCGACGAUUGCAGGCAUCGGGGUCAUCGAGACCCAUGCAUCAUCGCAGUCUGAGCCCACCACCGGCCGCGGGCCCAUCACGAUAUCCGGGCGCCCUGGAGCCGAUGGACGAGGACGAGUCACCGCCUGUCCAGCCAAGACCAAAGCCGCGCCCAGUCAAAAGGGCCCGAGAGGAGGUGCAAACGGACGAUGA
Messenger RNA from Punctularia strigosozonata HHB-11173 SS5, 3024 nucleotides. RefSeq lists its product as uncharacterized. The annotation marks the transcript as partial. The record is from RefSeq and is a predicted model, not a curated record. NCBI's taxonomy places the organism in Eukaryota, Fungi, Basidiomycota, Agaricomycetes, Corticiales, Punctulariaceae. The transcript has 10 exons.